GUCAGUCCCGCGAGCGCACUAGUCAGUCAGUCAGCCCGCUCGUCUGUGCAGCUGACCCCGCGCGUUCAAUGGACUAGAUUCCCAGCCACGUAAGUAAGAAGACAAAGAUGAUGAUAAUGCUGUCUUGUUGCUGAAACAAGGGAUAGGCCCGGGGAGAACGUCGGCCGUCCCCUCUCGCCUUUGUCCAAAUCAGAUCCAAGCGCCGGAGAUCGUCGGAGUUUGGUUGCUCGCAUCGACUUCCCAGGCGUAACAAAAGGCGGAUCGCGACCUGGAGGAAAUUUUUCCUAGCCAUAUUUGGUAGAUGCAUGACCAGGCUUCGCGUGGAGACCUGCUUAAAUGAACACGGAGCGCCCUCUCAGGAUAUCUAAACCCAGCUGGCACCUUUCCCUUUUAAUUUUAUGCAAAAAACCCAUUCUUUAACGUUACCUGCUGCGCUGCAUCGUCCCUGACGUCACAACCUUUACAUUAUACCGCGCCGAUUCUUGCAUUUUUUGGCUCUUGUAACCAAACCGUGGUGUUCUUUGAGGGCACAGUGAGCAUAGAGGUCACAAUUCGUGCAUGCACGUCAUUGCAUGUGUGCUCAAAUGACGCCACAUUGUCAUUGCAAUUAACGCACACGCAUAAGAUCAUCAUUACAGUCGAGGGGAAUCGCCGCUGCCUUCAUGCCCAGUGUUAAAUAGGGGGCAUCUGUUUGUCAUUCUCUUCCACCCCUCCUCCUGUAAGACCGUCUGAACCCUCCUGAUCUGGACGAACCUCCUCCUAUACUCAUGAACAUACAGAGAUCCAGUCCCAUUAACAUUUCGCGUUAUGGGAGAUCGAGGCACAAAACACACGACUUUGAGGAGCUAACGUUAUCUUGUCUAAGGACUACAGAAUCCAACCAGAGUUUCAGUCCCAAUUUAGGAUCUCCCAGCCCUCCUGAGACCCCUGACUCCUCUCACUGCAUUUCUUGCAUUGGAAAUUACCUUUUGUUGGAGCCCAUUGAGGGAGACCACGUUUUCAGAGCCACCCACCUGCACAGUGGGGAAGAGCUCGUAUGCAAGGUGUUUGAUAUCAGUCGAUACCAAGAGUCCUUGGCUGCUUACUUCGUUCUGGGCACCCAUGAGCACAUUAACCAGAUAGUGGAGAUUCUUCUGGGGGAUACGCGAGCGUACGUGUUCUUCGAGAGGAGCCAUGGCGACAUGCACUCUUUCGUUCGCACUUGCAAGAAGCUGCGAGAGGAAGGGGCUGCCAGACUUUUCCAUCAGAUAGCAUCAGCUGUGGCGCACUGCCACGACAACGGCCUGGUCCUCAGAGACCUCAAGCUGAGGAAGUUCGUCUUUAAGAACAAGGACAGGAGCCUUGUAAAGUUAGAGAGUUUGGAGGAUACGUACCUCCUAGAAGGAGGUGAUGAUUCGCUCUCGGACAAACACGGCUGUCCAGCCUACGUCAGCCCGGAAAUCCUCAACGCAAAUGGCAGCUAUUCGGGUAAGGCGGCGGACGUGUGGAGCUUAGGCGUGAUGCUCUACACCAUCCUGGUGGGCCGUUACCCGUUCCACGACGUGGAGCCCAGCUCGCUGUUCAGCAAGAUCCGCCGCGGCCAGUUCAGCAUCCCCGAGACGCUAACACCCAAGGCGCGAUGCCUCAUCCGUAGCAUCCUGCGGCGAGAACCUGCCGAACGCCUCACCUCCCGAGAGAUCCUGGACCAUCCCUGGUUCUCGGCCUCCGGCGGUUUGGCGGCCGUCGCCAGCCACGGAAGAGGCGAGCGAGAGUUGGACCAAAUGGUGCCAGAGGCCAACAUGGAAGAAGAACUAGAACAGUUCUUCAGCUGAGAACAAACUCGUCAGACGUUAUGCCACGUCCUUUUAGAUUAUCAGAAAACCAGAAAUACACUCAUUAUGGAUGGUGUUUAUUGUUAUUUCUCAUUCCGUGAAGAGACAUGGUCUGUUCUGGCUUAGGAGAAAAGGACUUCUCCCUGAGCUAGGACUUCUGGACGAAGCGCGUUGAGUGAUGUAGCAAGACUUACUUUGGUUUUUCCUUUAUUUCUUUUUUGUCUUCGUUUUACGUGGUGCUCACGAGGCGUAGGAGUCACAGUAAGCUACAAACAUGCAUUAGAAGAACUCAGC
Sinocyclocheilus rhinocerous is the source of this 2105-nucleotide messenger RNA. Its product is annotated as tribbles homolog 2-like. The record is from RefSeq and is a predicted model, not a curated record. The transcript is spliced from 3 exons. Bases 768 to 1811 code for a protein of 347 amino acids. Gene Ontology annotation, cellular component: nucleus. Gene Ontology annotation, molecular function: ATP binding; mitogen-activated protein kinase kinase binding; protein kinase activity. Gene Ontology annotation, biological process: positive regulation of proteasomal ubiquitin-dependent protein catabolic process; regulation of MAP kinase activity; protein phosphorylation. Lineage: Eukaryota; Metazoa; Chordata; Actinopteri; Cypriniformes; Cyprinidae.